AUGUACAAAAAGCCCUCUUUACUUAAUUUAACUCCAAUAUCUAUUCUUAAAUCUAAAAAUUAAGCAAAGAAUAAAUCUUUUUGUCCAUCAACUUUUUUAAAUGAAAUUGAUAGUUUUCCACAAUAAUUUGAUGGAGAUUUCAAGAAUCAACAACCAUUUGAAUUAUAAAACCCUCUUGAACUAGUUAUUCCUAAAACAGUUCGAAGAAGGUAUGCACUUGGAAAUUAAAUGUUUUCCUAAAAAUUAGAUUAGGUAUUACCAAAUUUACCUAAUCUCUCUAAAAAUACAAGUAUGUUAAAAUCAAAUUUGGAUGAAAUAUUAUAAAUAUAAGAAGUUUAAACUUAAAGAUAAUCUACAGAACUUGAGUUAAUAAAUCGAAAAAUAAAGUCAAUCCUCAAUAGUAAUAAGAGAUAGGUAACUUUUUAAACUUCUCAUGUUAUUGUUGAUAAAUAUGAUAAUUCAUAGGUUGUUUAAGAUUUGCCUACAAUUAGAAAAUCAAUUCCUAAAAGGAGAUCACAUUUUAAACAUAUUACGACUGAAAUUUGA
Molecule: messenger RNA, 546 nt
Organism: Paramecium pentaurelia
Lineage: Eukaryota; Ciliophora; Oligohymenophorea; Peniculida; Parameciidae
Source: the annotation of a GenBank genome assembly